Suncus etruscus (white-toothed pygmy shrew) is the source of this 816-nucleotide messenger RNA. Its product is annotated as cysteine-rich venom protein TEL1-like. Lineage: Eukaryota; Metazoa; Chordata; Mammalia; Eulipotyphla; Soricidae. Bases 1 to 816 code for a protein of 271 amino acids. The record is from RefSeq and is a predicted model, not a curated record. The transcript is spliced from 7 exons.
AUGGGUAAAACCUUAGUCCUGGACUCCAGAAAUGAAAAUGCCAAGGAAGAGAAUAGGAGGGGAAAAAUAAGAGAAGGCAGUCUGGAGAUGACAAAGAAAUCAGCUAUUUUUUCAUUGUCAACUGAUCUAGUGAAAAACCAAAAGGAGAUUGUAAACAAACACAAUGAAUUUAGAAGAUCAGUUUUUCCGCCUGCCACCAACAUGCUAAGAAUGCAAUGGUGUAAUGAAUCAGCACGAAAUGCCCAAAACUGGGCAGAGAAAUGCACUUUGGAACACAGUUCAAAGGAUCAGCGAAGAAUCAGUAUUGGUUGUGGUGAGAAUAUCUAUAAGGCAAGUUAUGCAGCUUCGUGGUCAAAAGUAAUCGGUUUUUGGAAUAGUGAGUACGAGAAUUUUAUAUUUGGUACCGGACCAAAGACUAAUAAGUCAGUGAUUGAAGAUUAUGCACAGGUUAUUUGGUAUUCAUCUUGGCGUAUUGGAUGUGGAAUUUCCUAUUGUGCAAAUGCAAGUGAAGAAUAUUUCUAUGUUUGUCAUUACUGUCCUGGUGGUAGUAAUAAGAACAAGUUAAGCAUGCCUUAUGUCCGUGGAAAAUGUUGUGGUGCCUGCCCUAAUGACUGUGACAAUGGACUAUGCAGAUCUAAAGAUACAGAUCUGAUUCCUGACAAAGCUGGGGAUAAGAAUGGUUUAAGGACAACUCUUCACAACAUGGAAAGAGCCAAGGUUCUUUAUGCAUACAAAGAUGUUGUCCUAGACAAAGGUGUCAGGGUUGAAAACACAUUCCUAGAAAAGCAAAAUGUGGAUUUCAUCUUUGGUACAUGA